Messenger RNA from Emiliania huxleyi CCMP1516, 471 nucleotides. RefSeq lists its product as hypothetical. Bases 1 to 471 code for a protein of 156 amino acids. The record is from RefSeq and is a predicted model, not a curated record. NCBI's taxonomy places the organism in Eukaryota, Haptophyta, Isochrysidales, Noelaerhabdaceae. The transcript is spliced from 3 exons.
AUGUGUCCACGUUGGGCAGCGGCAGGCGAGUGCGACAAGAACGUCGCUUUCAUGCGGUCCAACUGCCCGGGCGCGUGCGUGGACGUUGCCUCGGCCGACAACUGCGCAGUCUGGGAGGCGGCGGGCGAGUGCACGCGCAAUCCCUUCUUCAUGCACAAGCGUUGCAAACGCACCUGCGGAGUCGCGGCGCUGCCCCGCGGGAAACUUACGAGCGAGAAGGGGGGUGCUGCCGCCCAGGCAGCGCGGCGGCGGCUGCAGGCCGAGGCGUCCGGCCGAACGGGCGGGGGCACGGCUGCGGCCGCGCAGUCGUCAGGCCUAGGGUGCGACGACAAGGACCAGCGGUGUCCGAUGUGGGCGAGGGCGGACGAGUGCAAUCGCAACCCCGAAUUUAUGCACAAGCGAUGCGCCCGCUCGUGCAAUAUGUGCCGCGUACGACUCUCGGCCUCGCGCCGGGCGGAUAGCGAGCUCUGA